AUGGCUGAUAUAUAGUCAUUAAAAGUAGCCUUUAUUGAAUUCAUUGAAAAAUUACUGCCAUCGAUAUCAGAUCCAAUGUCAAUCACUUAAUAAAAAUGCUAAUUGCUCAUUAAACUUCUUAAAGAUCAAGGUAAAACAAUAUAGGAUGUUUGCUUAUAUAUUUAAAAUCUUAAAAUAGGACAUAUGAAACCUUCUAAUUAGAAUAUUUAAGAAGAGGAUAAAGUAAAAUCUCCAACCAAAACUAAAUAAAUAGAUCAUGAGCUAUUCUAACCUGAAUCUUAUUUUAGACUAAGUAAGAAUACCUUCAAUAAUUAACUAGAUCUUCCAAAUAAGGACUUAAUAAUUAAGAAAUCUAGUUUUAAGAAUGGUGAAUUAAAAGAAAAAAAUCAUAAUAUUGAUCAAAAUGAAAGACAAACAGAAGACAUCUCAACACCUCUUAAAUUUGGGAUUGAUAAAUUGAAAAGUAUUCAUUUAAUCUUAAAUAAAGAAACGCCAAAAACGACCUCAACCUUUAAUAUGUUCUUUUAAUAAGUCAAAGGAUUUUCAAUAGUUUCAAAAGAAUAUAUUAUUGAUGAUUUACAACAAUCUAUGAAAGAAUUCAGAAGACACACAAAAAUAAUGGGAUGCAUAGAACAAAGAUCCUUCGAGGUUAAUAGUGGUGAAAUAUCUGAAGUUGAUAAAAAGCUACAUCAUUAAAACUACAAUUUUACAAGUUACUCCAAAUAAGUUGAAAGAUAAAAAUCUUUUAAAAAAAUGAGCAUAUUUGAACAAAAAAAAAAUACAGAAUCGAACACUCAAAUAUAAAAUAAUGAACAAUUAUAACCUUAAUAACAGGUACCAACAAUUUCGAAUACAUCCUCUAUUUAAAAAGAUUAAGAAUCUACAAAUAAUGAAUCUCAAUAACCAUAAACUGCUCGUACAUAUUUACCUUCUAAACCAUCAUUAUAUUCUUAUAGAGCUUAAUAAAGAAGAAAUGAUUAAUAAGGAUAUUUAAAUUAGAGAAACAAUUCUUAAUAAGAAUAAAAUAACGAAUAACUUAACAACAUAAAUUAAUAAAAUAAUGAAUCAGAAAAUUAAUAAAAUGAUACAAAAUCUAAAGAAGUCCCACUCUCAUUAGAAUCAACAUGCAAUUAAACCUAAGAAAUUAUUAAAUUAGGCACUAUUUCAUCACCUAAAUAGACAUCCAACUAAAUAUCUAAUAAUGAAACAGUUUCUGUUGAUACUUAAAUAAAUUCUCUACCAGUUUCACCUAUACUGAACAAUUCGAAAUUUACUAUUGAAUCUACUUAAUCUUAAAACCAUUCUAGAGAAUAGUCAAUCAAUGAAGAAAUUAAAGUUGAUCAAAAGUAAGAAGCCCCUUAAAGAAAUACUUAUACUAGAUUUAAUUACACUCAAUAAAGAUUAUAAUAAAUCAGAGGAAAUUUGAUUUAAAAUAAUUAUAGAGGAUCAAUUAAUAAUAAUAUGGAUGAUAAAACUACAGAUAUUAAGAUAGAUAUGAAAUAAUUGGAUUAAAAUUUUUGA
Molecule: messenger RNA, 1521 nt
Organism: Paramecium pentaurelia
Lineage: Eukaryota; Ciliophora; Oligohymenophorea; Peniculida; Parameciidae
Source: the annotation of a GenBank genome assembly